AUGGGUGUGAAUGACACGUCAGGCUAUGAAAGUGACAAUCAGAUUACUGGUCGUGGUCUCAAGAAGAAACAGCGUUUUGAGAAAACAUCUCAGCCACACCAGGACUCAAAAGGACCCCAACAGGACUCAAAAGGACCCCAACAGGACUCAAAAGGACCCCAACAGGAUUUGAAAGGGCCACCACCUGCACAGCCAGAGCAACAAGCACAGCCACAGGAGAAGGCACAAGGACAGCCACAGCUGCCUGGGCCAAAGUCACAAAAGGAGCAAGACCCACCAGCACAGAGCAUCUUCAAGGAUGGUCUCCAGAAGGACACCCAAAGGCAAGGACCCCAGACUAAACCAGCUGGAGCUCAACAAGAUGGCCAGCAAUCCUGUGAAGUGUGCGAUAAACCCCCUAUCCUUCCAGGCCACGGUAUCACGAAUGUUUGCCGGUCUAGCUCUUCUACAUUCCCGACUCACAGUGAGAGUCAACUAAUUACAUCCAGCAGUGGUGAUCCAGAGAUGGACUCCAAGACGUGA
This is a messenger RNA of Mus caroli (Ryukyu mouse), 522 nucleotides long. Lineage: Eukaryota; Metazoa; Chordata; Mammalia; Rodentia; Muridae. The record is from RefSeq and is a predicted model, not a curated record.